GAUGCUUCUCAAAAUAGCGACCAAGGGUAUAGACGCUGACAAUAUAGUCCGAAAUGCUUCAUUUAUUCACAGCUUGGAUUUCAUAUAUCUAUUAACUACAAUGUCCCAACUCCAGUAUCCUUCUUUAAAACAACUUUUGAAAGACGUUUUCGGCACGAGCUAUGAGCUGGAGACCGCUAGGAAUCUCUUUUUGGAAGUUCUCCCUUACGUGAGGAACGAGGCCGCUGCCAGGCUUAUCAGACACAUGGUGAUCGAUCAGAAGGCCAAAAUAGAAGACGCAACUUUGGUAACCCUACUUCGCAAACUUCCAUUCAAUCUCGUUGACUAUAAUCGUCCUCUGCUGGAAGAAUUGGAAGUCUUUACUAAGCUUGGCGUAGAUUUUCCACAAGAGAUCCGGCACGCAGGCAUUUUGAGCUUCGCAACUAUGGUCGGCAAAGCAAUGGACGCCUCCUUCGAUCAACAGUACUUCGAUGACAUUUACGAUAAAUACCUGAGAAUGUACAAUUAUUUCCCGCAAUACCUUGAUCGUCUAGUCUGGCUUCAAGGUCUAACGAACAUAGGCCAGAGCGUAGCGCACUAUCUCACCGAGAUACACACAGAUACGCACAAAGAGCCGCAUGAACGGUUGUGGACUGCGCUCGCUGCUCUUGGCAUUUGGAAGGAGACCAGCCUAUCAAACGCGUUGCCGAUAAUAACAAACUCAACAGAACAUAUACAACUCCGAAUCAUCGCUUUACAUGCAUUCUUAAGCUCCUCACACACGUCGAGGGACUUCCUGAAUAUACACGAUUAUGUAAAGAAUUGCAACAACAAUCAGUUGAAAAAGUUUUGGUACUCCACUGUUAAGAGUCUGGAAAAAAAUCGGUUUUAUUAUCGAUAUAAGAUUGCUUCUCACUAUAUACCAUUUGUAACCAAUCAACUAAGAAACCCAGGAUUACAAUUCUGGGCAACAAAUAACUACAUCAUCAGUCAGGAACCGACUUUGGACGUACAGGGUCCAGCUUUCCAGCUUCUUACGGUGGGCGGCGGGAGUGGAUUACCAGAACUAAUAAUGGUGGAAUUCUCUACUGGCGGAGAAAGACCUUUCAACGCCGCUCUUUAUAUAAUAGUGGAAGGCAUUCCCGCCUACGCGUUCAGACGUCUUCAGAGUUUCAACGGCACUGCAGCCAUCAGUGAGGAAUUGCAAAAUUUGUUGAAAAACUUCAAAGUCACUUUGGUUGAGCCCACUAAA
This is a messenger RNA of Hyposmocoma kahamanoa, 1231 nucleotides long. RefSeq lists its product as uncharacterized. Gene Ontology annotation, molecular function: lipid carrier activity. Lineage: Eukaryota; Metazoa; Arthropoda; Insecta; Lepidoptera; Cosmopterigidae. The transcript has 9 exons. Gene Ontology annotation, biological process: lipid transport. The annotation marks the transcript as partial. The record is from RefSeq and is a predicted model, not a curated record.